GUGAAGUGCUGCACAUUUGUUGUAGACUCGUAUAUUCUACAUUGGAAAGUGCUAAAACAUAUCAGAAAAUUGAGAUACAUUAAGGAGUAUUCGCACUUCAACACUGAGAAACUUAGUUGAGUUGCGUGAAUCAUGAAAGUGGAAGUGUACUGCUUAUGUCCGCUGCUGUGGAUCCUGCUUGCCGUGGAUGUGAGCGGCCACGGACGCCUACUGGUGCCGCCCGGCCGCUCCUCCGCCUGGAGGGAGCGCUUUCCUGUACCGCCUAACUAUGAUGACAACGGGUUAAAUUGCGGCGGACGCGGGUAUCAGUUCUCGGUAUUGGCGAACGGACGCUGCGGGGUUUGCGGGGACCGUUUUGAAGGCCCCUUCAACAACGAGGCUGGUGGCAUAUACGCCAAGGGGGUCAUCGUCCGCAACUACGCUCAGGAACAAAUCAUACGCGUCACUAUUGAAAUAACGAUAAAUCAUGGUGGCUAUUCGGAGUUUCGUCUCUGUCCUAACAAUGACGUCACCAAGCGCGUGACGCAACAGUGUCUCGACAAAUAUCUGCUGGCAAUGCCGUCGGGACAGACCCGCUACAUACACCCGCAGAAGGGGUCACUUUAUGGCAACGGACGGAAGGACAUUGACCUGGUCCUACCCCGGGGUCUUACCUGCACCCAGUGCGUACUUCAGUGGAAGUGGACGACAAAUUCGAACAACAACUGUGGCUUUUACCAGCCCGAGUGUUGUAAUGUAACGAACGUUGGAUGUGGCGAUCAAGAACACUUCUUAGCGUGCUCUGACGUGUCAGUGGGUCCAGGUUCUUCCAAGCCGGUAACGUUUACACCAGCACCAUACGUUCAUACCGUGACAACACGCGCACCCGUCGUUACCUCGAGAACGCCGCCACCUUCCUGGACAAUACCUGGCGGAUUCGUGCCAAUAGGACUCGGGGGUGCACCUCCGCAGAACAAGCCACCGUGUGAGGCGACUGCACUGGGAAGAAGUAUGUACGGACAGGUGAACGCGGACAGGAUGUGUAGCCAGCAAUGCCACAGGAACCAGGGAGGUCCUUGUCCUGUCACUAUGUGUGCUGACUCGUGUAGGGACAGGAAAUAACAUUCCAAAAUUAUGAACACCAGUUUAUUGGCCCGAACAAUAUGUGCAUUUUAAUUUUUAUUUGGCAGUCACACAUGUAACAAAACGUUUUAAAAUAAGUUUAUGUAUUAAACAGUGUCCGAUCAAGCAUAAAGGUGUCUAACGGUUUAAUAUAAUACGCAGUGCAUUUUUGAACAUUAUACCAGCAAUUAGUGUAUUUAAGAUUCAUUCAUAUAAUUAUGCUGCACUUUGAGUUAUACGGUGUUGCGCUAUAUUUCCCGGUUCAUUAAUCGGUUAUCUACUAUGAUCCGUCUUCUUUUUGCGUUGAAAUAAAAGCAUUGGUUCACAGCCA
Molecule: messenger RNA, 1432 nt
Organism: Mya arenaria
Lineage: Eukaryota; Metazoa; Mollusca; Bivalvia; Myida; Myidae
Exons: 4
Coding region: 133-1101 (322 amino acids)
Source: RefSeq, a predicted model, not a curated record